This is a messenger RNA of Pristis pectinata (smalltooth sawfish), 609 nucleotides long. RefSeq names its product dpy-30 histone methyltransferase complex regulatory subunit (gene dpy30). Bases 45 to 365 code for a protein of 106 amino acids. NCBI's taxonomy places the organism in Eukaryota, Metazoa, Chordata, Chondrichthyes, Rhinopristiformes, Pristidae. Gene Ontology annotation, cellular component: Set1C/COMPASS complex. The transcript has 5 exons. The record is from RefSeq and is a predicted model, not a curated record.
CUCAUAGGGAGCCGCAGGACGCUGCGUAGAAACGGACAACAAACAUGGCGGAAGAACAUGGUGAAACACUCACAGAGCCAAACUUGGAAGGACAGAUACAGAUGUCAGAAAAUCCUCAUGCAGACUAUGGUCUCACGGAGAAUGUGCAGAGGAUAGUUGAGAAUGAAAAACUGAAUGCAGAGAAAACAUCUAAGCAGAAAGUGGAUCUGCAGUCCCUUCCAACUCGGGCAUAUCUGGAUCAAACAGUGGUGCCCAUUCUUUUACAAGGCCUGUCGGUUCUGGCAAAAGAAAGACCUCCCAAUCCAAUUGAAUUCUUGGCUGCCUACCUUCUGAAGAACAAGACACAAUUUGAGGAGAGAAAUUAGCUUGCACAGAACUCCAGAUUUGGACCUCGCCAGUCCCGUACGAUUGAGAGGGCAGAAGUGAUUCUAGCUUUUAACAUCAGUUUGUAGAAACAAAUUUUAAAAAGAGAAAUGGGCCAAUGUGGAAGACCAGAAUAUGUAUGGAAUGGCCCAUUAUCGAUAUAUUGUAACUGUGCAGGGUUCCCCAUUUACUGUAAUUUAUGUAAACAUUGUGAUUCUAAAUAAACCAAGUGUUUUUACAUGUGCA